This is a messenger RNA of Anopheles coluzzii, 2670 nucleotides long. RefSeq names its product CTP synthase (gene Ctps). Gene Ontology annotation, molecular function: identical protein binding; CTP synthase activity. Gene Ontology annotation, cellular component: cytoplasm; cytoophidium. The record is from RefSeq and is a predicted model, not a curated record. Gene Ontology annotation, biological process: CTP biosynthetic process; pyrimidine nucleobase biosynthetic process. NCBI's taxonomy places the organism in Eukaryota, Metazoa, Arthropoda, Insecta, Diptera, Culicidae. The coding region runs from base 331 to 2211 and encodes 626 amino acids. The transcript has 7 exons.
UCUAGGUUCUUUGUUUACAAACAAUUAUCUCGCGUAGUGCAAACAAAUCGGUUUGGUACAGCACUCUAUUGCCACACGAGGACGGCUGUAAUCGUGCCGCGUUGUGCCCCCGUACUUGAACAUCCGCCUGUGUGCACUAUUGCGGUGAAGGCCGCUUGAAGAUAGUGUAGUGUUUCGCACCGGAACCAGUUGGGCACGAACGGGCUAGACGUUGUUUAGAUACACAUAGAGACACAGCGCCAUCGCCGUCCUAGCCUGCUGUGUGUACACUGAGACACGCUAAUUGAUUGACCGAACCGAACGAAUACGUCGUAGAAGAAAGGCAGCAGCAUGAAGUACAUACUCGUCACGGGUGGUGUGAUCAGCGGCGUUGGCAAAGGAGUUAUCGCCAGCUCGUUCGGCACGCUGCUCAACGCAUGCGGCAUACCCAUAACGUCGAUCAAGAUCGAUCCUUACAUCAACAUCGACGCAGGAACGUUCUCCCCAUACGAACACGGUGAGGUGUUUGUUCUUGAUGAUGGCGGUGAGGUGGAUUUGGAUCUGGGAAACUAUGAGCGUUUUCUGGACAUUGUGCUGCACAAGGACAACAACAUUACUACGGGCAAAAUGUAUAAAAUGGUGAUCGAUAAGGAGCGUAUCGGGGAUUAUCUUGGCAAAACCGUUCAAGUGGUUCCGCACAUAACGGACGCCAUCCAGGAAUGGGUGGAGCGGGUAGCGAAGCAGCCGGUAAAGGACAACAUCGUGCCGGAGGUGUGCAUCGUCGAGCUGGGCGGCACGAUCGGUGACAUCGAGGGCAUGCCGUUCGUAGAAGCCUUCCGCCAGUUUCAGUUUCGCGUGAAGAAGGAAAACUUUUGCGUGGCGCACGUAUCGCUCGUCCCGUUGCCCCGGGCUACCGGUGAACCGAAAACCAAACCCACCCAGGCAAGCGUCCGUGAGCUGCGCGGGUUUGGCCUGAGCCCGGACAUGAUCGUGUGCCGGUCGGAGAAUCCGAUCGGCGAUGAGGUGAAGGACAAGAUUAGCAACUUCUGUCACGUGUCGCCGGAUCAGGUGAUCUGCAUACACGACCUGUCCUCGAUCUAUCACGUGCCGCUGCUGAUGGAGCAGGCCGGCGUGGUGGACAUUCUGAAGGAGCGGCUGCAGCUGAAUCUGCCCACGCCGAGGCCGGCGAACUUUAUGCAAUCGUGGCGCGAUCUGGCGGAACGGGUGGACAAUGUGUACAAGAAGGUGAACAUAGCGCUGGUCGGGAAGUACACGCGGCUGCAGGAUUCGUACGCGUCCGUGAUGAAGUCGCUGCUGCACGCAUCGAUUGCGGCCGGGUACAAGCUGAACCUGACGUUCAUCGAUUCGUCGAAUCUGGAGCGCGAGACGAAGAUAGAAAACACCAGCCUGUACUACGAUGCGUGGCACGAUCUGACCAACAGCCAUGGUAUCAUUGUCCCUGGUGGGUUCGGUUCGCGUGGUUUAGAGGGCAAAAUUCGUGCGUGUCAGUGGGCACGCGAGAAUGGCAAACCGAUGCUCGGUAUAUGUCUCGGUUUACAGGCUGCCGUUAUUGAAUUCGCUCGCAAUGUGCUUGGAUUGGAGGGUGCGCAUACGACGGAAUCGAACCCGGAUACACCCCAUCCCUUGGUGAUCGACAUGCCCGAACAUCAUACGGGCGUGUAUGGCGGAACGAUGCGACUUGGCAAACGGACGACCAUUUUCCGGGGCUACAGCAAAAUCCGUCAACUGUACAACAACAAGCAGCAGAUCGAGGAGCGCCACCGGCACCGGUACGAGGUGAACCCGGACUAUGUGGCACAGCUCGAAUCGCAUGGUAUGCGCUUCGUCGGCACGGACUCGGAAAAGGAGCGCAUGGAAAUUAUGGAGCUGAAAGACCACGUAUACUACGUAGCGACCCAGUUCCAUCCCGAGUAUCUGUCGCGCCCGCUCAAACCUUCGCCACCGUUCUUGGGGCUGAUACUGGCCGCGGUCGGUAAGCUCGAUUCCUACCUCAAGGAUGGGCAGAAGCUGCUCCAGCAGCAGUGCAGCCCGAGCAGCACAAUGCCGAACGAUAAGGUGAACGCGCAGGAGCUUAAUCAGAUCCGCGAGCGUGCCAAUGGACUGAAGAGUGAGGCGAGCACAUCCGCUGCGGUGCAGGUGAACGGUGCGGUUCCGAGCAAGCAAGAAUCGCCCAUCAAAAUGAACGGGGUGCAUACGAAUGGAACGGAUUAAAGCGGGGAAGCAUCGCCGGUUAAAAGGUAAGUAUUGCAACGAUAAGGUUUUUCGGUGAAAAAAGAGCUGGCAGAAUGGUUGAGACAGCUACCCAAUUCUUCCAACUGCAAAGCGUAACAGAGCGAUAGUAGGUUCAGCUGUGUAAAGUUAAAACCCAAGACAAGUCAGUGGAGCUGUGCAUCGUGAAAAUCACGCAAAACAAAAAAGCGCAUUCAACAGAAUGUUUCCGAUUGAUAAAGAAAUCCAAUUUCUAGAAUAAUACACAAUUUCUUACCGAUUGAACAGUUAAACAGUUGAACUUGUGCCGCCGAAAGGGCGAGACGCUUGAAAUAAAUAGAGCUUAACGAAUAGGUUUUAAUUGUUCAUUUGCCAAUCAUUUAUAGUUUGUAAGCGCAUCCAGCAGCAGCAGCACAACAAUUUACUUUUGUUUGCUCUUUCUUGAUUAAAUGUCUAUCUGAG